Messenger RNA from Funneliformis caledonium, 470 nucleotides. The record is from the annotation of a GenBank genome assembly. NCBI's taxonomy places the organism in Eukaryota, Fungi, Glomeromycota, Glomeromycetes, Glomerales, Glomeraceae.
GAUAUAAUUAUCAACCUGUGAUUGGAUUUUAUACAGUAAAAAAUUCUCAAUCUGUACAAAAAUCUGGAAGUAAUUCAAAAAUAAUUCAUAAAGGAAAUUUUGAUGAAUCUUUAAGACAAAUGGAACAUGCAAUUCUGAUCUCAUUACUUAAUAAUAUAAUGCCUAUUUUAGAAGAAGCUGAUUUUACUUUGCAUGAAGGUCAAAUGGAGGCAAUAAUUAACUAUCUAGGUGGUAAAAAUACAUUUGUAUCCAUAAAAACUGGUGGAGGAAAAACUUUGUGUUAUGCUAUAUCAGCUAUUUAUUCUGAUGGAUUAACUAUUGUUUUUAAUCCUCUUAAAGCACUUAUAGAAGAUCAAAAGUAUCUUACCCAAGAAAGAGAUGAACAAAUUGAUCCAAAAGAUGUAGUAGACGUAUUUAGAGGUGGUAAAACUGCAAAAAUAAAGCAAAAAAAAUGGGAUACUUUACCAUAG